Mizuhopecten yessoensis (Yesso scallop) is the source of this 3431-nucleotide messenger RNA. Its product is annotated as zinc transporter ZIP4-like. The record is from RefSeq and is a predicted model, not a curated record. Bases 259 to 1266 code for a protein of 335 amino acids. Gene Ontology annotation, cellular component: membrane. The transcript is spliced from 10 exons. Gene Ontology annotation, molecular function: zinc ion transmembrane transporter activity. Gene Ontology annotation, biological process: zinc ion import across plasma membrane; intracellular zinc ion homeostasis. Lineage: Eukaryota; Metazoa; Mollusca; Bivalvia; Pectinida; Pectinidae.
GCCUAAGGUAUGCCACACGAGUCGGUGUGUACUUACACGGAGGCUAGCUAGCGACGUUCAGAGACCGUGUGUCACAUCGUCCAAUGAGACAUUCAAUGUGUAUGUUUUCCUUAGGUGUAGCAUACUAGUGAAAUUAAUGUGUGAAUACGGUGUCAUAUGCCCUGGAAUACUGACGAUAUGCAAAAACGUUGCAUUUUCUAGGACAAAACUGGAUUAACGUAAAUUACAAAGCUGAAAUUUCAAACCUGACCAAUCAGAAUGCCGACUGAUGCAGAAAUUUACGGGUAUGGCACGUUAGCCAACAUUUUAUGCUGUCUGUGCUCCCUAGGCGGGGCAUUUGUGCUACCAUGCGCCAGGAAACAUCACAACGCGUAUCACGUGAUUUUGUCCGUAUUCAUGGGACUGGCUGUCGGCACUUUGGCUUCUGAUGCACUUCUCCAUCUCCUACCGGAAGCACUUUCCCUGCACGAUCACAAUGAAGAAGGAGAAGAUCACAUGGCCAACGACACACAUCACGAUGAUCAUGAUGAUCACGAUGAUCACGGUGAAGAUAUACACGUGGAACCGUACGUCUGGUACUGUCUCAUUGUGCUGACAGGUAUUUAUGCUUUUUACAUCCUGGAGGUUAUCAUGGCAACACUACACGCAAGAGGAACAACUGCCAAGACGGACAUAAUGGAUGGCGUGGGCAAUGGGUUCAGUGAACAAAAACCCGAAACAUUCCGAAAGCUUGACGAGAACCACCAGACUUCAUCUACGAUGGAAACCCAGAAAGAAGAAAAAGAGACACAAAAUCAUUAUGUAAAACCAAUAGUGGUGAUGAUUGUUAUUGGUGACGCUAUACAUAACUUCACAGACGGGUUGGCAGUGGCAGCUUCCUUCAACAGCAGCAUCGUAGAGGGAGUAUCGACGUCACUGGCCAUUAUAUGCCACGAGCUACCACAAGAACUAGGUGACUUUGCUAUUUUAAUGCAAAAUGGACUGAGUUUUAAGGAGGCGCUCAUAGCGAACCUUCUAUCGUCACUAACGGCCCUGUUAGGAUUCUUUAUCGGAGUGUCACUAUCUAAAGACGCUGGGGCCAGCCAGUGGAUCUUCUCUAUCGCAGCUGGUCUCUUUCUCUACAUCUCCUUGGUUGACAUGAUUCCAGAACUGAUCCGCACCGGGGCAGGUCGCCUGAGGACGAUAAUAUACCACAACAUUGGUAUCGUCAUCGGGAUUUUAAUUAUCCUCCUUCUGUCAAUAUUCGAAGACAAAAUACAUAUUUAGUUGUGACAACCUACACGGGACUUGUUUUUAUAGAGGAACACAUGGAGUGUACAUAUAACAUUUUACUCUAUAUAAAUAUCAUUUGUCGUCCUAAAUGACAUCAUUUCUUAUCACUUUUUUCUGUGUGACACGUUCUGUUGCUGACUAUAAAUCAGGGAGAACAGUUUCGCACCAGAUGUCAUGUUUGUUGAAUCCUUAAGGAGACAGUUUGUUCUCCUGAUUGGCCCACUCUUAUAAAUAUGUAGUAAAUCAUUCUGUUCUGGAUUCUAAAAGGUUCUUUACAUACUGGAGUCCUUUUAUCUGUAAGGUUAUAUGCACACUUUGGUGAGCAACAUUAAAAUACCAAGGUUCAGCUCUCGUCACACAAACCUUCGAGAAUUCGAUGUUGUCAUAACAUAUUUCAAGGCUGAAGGAAAAUACGUUCCUCGAGAGUGCAUGUUCCGUUGGAUUUAGAGAAAGCAUGUUAUGGGUCUGUUUUACCAACUUUUCAAAUGACCACAUCACCUGUAUGUAACAUCACAGAAACCAUAGUAACCAUCCAAUGCAACUGUUUACUCCACUCUAGUUGGGUAGUCAGACUUGGAAAUAAAUCCUAUCAGAAAUUGUCGUUGUUUUCACAAGAUCACGGUCACUUAGUGACUUUUGUUGUGAUAAGCUCUGAUCUGUGAUUAUUUUAAGACCAACAUAUGUCUUUACACAUAUGAUUAGGUUUUUACUGCGACAAUCAAAUUUGAUAAUAAUUUGCUCGUGGUGGAUUUCUGUUUAAAACAUCUGAUUAAUAAUUCUUAGCUGCUAAGCUAUGUUCGCGCUAAAUAAUACUGCAAAUUAUUAAAAAAUAGUAUUUUCAAGUUUAGUUCAUUUCCGUCCUUGUCUAGCAAAUCGAAUGACCUACACAAUAGUGCUGAUAAUGUAAAGUUGUACUUGUUGUGUCUUUAGCCCUCAUAUCAUCUAUAAUCUACCCUGCAAUAAACCGUAUAAAUAUUCUUAUAUGUUAUCAUUUUCUUAGACCUUCAUUUGUUGCAUAACGAUAUCCCUGUUCGAUUUUUGAUUUAAUAAGGUAUGUUACCAUACACAUCGUAUGUGUUACUUGUGAUAGAGUUACUUCCCUUUUGGAUCUUUUAAGAUUUGAUCAAGUAUUAUCAAUGCUCGAUAAGAGUUAAAUAACUAGUACCCAGUACCAUUCUAAAAGUCUAGUAGCAUUCUAAAAGUCCAGUACCAUUCUAAAAGUCCAGUACCAUUCUAAAAGUCCAAUGCCAUUCUAAAAGUAAAGAAAAUGUAACAUACGACACAGUGAGGUAGCAUACAUCCUUAACAUCAUAAUUUACUAUUAUUGAAUUGUUUUAAAUAUCAAAAUAUAUCAAACUGUUUGAUAAGUUCUGUUUAAGUUCCUUUAUGUUCCUCUUUGUUAUCAGUAGCAAUCACGUCGUCAUAUAUGAUAACUUUUGACAGAGACAUAGUAAUAUGUAGAGUUACAAAAGAAAGUGUCCUGUAUGAUAUUUAUUCAUCAUGUUUUCUUGGUUUAAAGGACUCAAAUUUGUGUUGGUAUAUCUGGGCCGAUACACCAAUAUGCUACAGUGAAUAUAUGAGUUUAUACCAAUGUUAUUGUACUCCUAUUAGGGUUUUGUCUGUGAUCUAAAAAUGUCGGAACACAAUGGAUAUUCCAUAGCAUACAGUGUAUAAUAAAUUGAGACUUUUGUUUUGUUUGUUUGUUUUAACAUUAAUUUCAGAUGUAUUGAUCACACGAUAUAAAAGUUGACUUACCAUUAGCUUAAAUAUUUCGUUUGCACAAGUUAUUUUUGCAAUUCAAAAUCGGAGUUCCAUGUUCCAUCAAGCUACGUCAUUGCAACAUUAUUAAAACAAAUUUACACCAUGACAUCAUUAAACUGUUCACAUUAUCACUUUCAAAAUUAGAUCCGGACCGAUUUCGUUUGAAUUACAAGUGUUUGUGUCAGUUUCCAUGUAAUGCCAUUCUGUCAGAUUGAUAAGCCGUGAAAGAAAACAAAGGUGUUAUCUUUUUCAUUGACGAUGACUUAGAUGAAAUCUCUCAGUAUUGCUAUUACAGAAGGACCAAUAUGUGUUCUGUAUGUAAUUAUUCUGUACUUUAAAGGUCAUUAAAUGACAAGUAUUUUAUUAACAAAAUCCAACUGAUAAAAUAUAUGCAAUAA